AUGGAGUUAAUUCACUGUUCUUCACUCUCAAGUUGCACGCCCAAACUCUCUCCAACAAGUUCUUUCCAUUUUGGGAAAAGCAAAAUAAGUUUUGGAGCUUCACAAAAAUCUUUUGAAAAUUCCGUAAAAAAGCCCAAUUCUUUGUUAAUUGUGAAUGAUGCUACCGAUAGAGGCGAUGCUGAGACUGCAGUGGUGGUCGAGAAACCUCCGCUUAAGCGGCGUCGAUUUGAGGUGUUUUCCGGUCAUCCGAUGCCCUUCGGUGCCACGCCGAGAGAUGGCGGUGUUAAUUUUGCUAUUUCCUCCAGCAAUGCAACGUCUGCUACUCUUUGCUUGAUCAAUAUCCCCGAUUUAUCCGAGAAAAGAGUGACUGAACAGAUCUCUUUGAAUCCCCUGACCAAUAAAACUGGAGAUGUAUGGCAUGUGUUUCUGACAGGAGACUUUGAAAAUAUGGUUUAUGGAUACAAAUUUGAUGGGGAGUUCUCCCCAGAAGAAGGGCAUUACUUUGAUUCUUCACAAAUAUUGAUUGAUCCCUAUGCUAAGUCCAUUGUAAGCAGAGGGGAAUAUGGUACUUUGGGACCUGAGGAGGAUUGUUGGCCACAGAUGGCGUGUGCCGUGCCUUCUGAUAAUGAUGAGUUUGACUGGGAAGGAGAUUUGCCCCUGAAUUUUCCACAGAGAGAUCUAAUAAUUUAUGAAAUGCAUGUUCGUGGAUAUACAAGACAUGAAUCAAGCAAGGCAAAAUUCCCUGGUACUUAUCUUGGUGCGGUAGAGAAACUCGAUCACUUGAAGAAACUUGGUGUCAACUGUAUUGAACUAAUGCCAUGUCAUGAAUUCAAUGAGCUGGAGUACUACAGCUACAAUUCUAUCUUGGGUGACUACAAGAUGAAUUUUUGGGGUUAUUCUACUGUCAGUUUCUUUUCACCAAUGGCAAGAUAUUCAUCUGCUGGGAUUGGUAAUUAUGGCCUUGGUGCAGUAAAGGAGUUCAAGCAUCUUGUUAGAGAAGCACAUAAACGAGGAAUUGAGGUGAUUAUGGAUGUCGUUUUCAAUCACACUGCUGAAGGAAAUGAAAAUGGUCCUGUACUCUCAUUUAGAGGUGUUGACAAUAGUGUCUUUUAUAUGCUUGCACCUAAGGGAGAAUUCUACAAUUACUCAGGUUGUGGAAACACUUUCAACUGCAAUCAUCCUAUUGUACGCCAAUUUAUAUUGGAAUGCUUGAGAUACUGGGUAAUAGAGAUGCAUGUAGAUGGAUUCCGCUUUGAUCUUGCUUCGAUCUUGACAAGGAGUGGCAGUCUCUGGGAUGCAGUAAACGUAUAUGGAAAUGCUGUUGAAGGUGAUACACUCACGACAGGAUCUCCUCUCAGUAGCCCACCAUUGAUCGACAUGAUUAGCAAUGACCCAAUACUUCAUGGAGUGAAGCUUAUAGCUGAAGCAUGGGAUUGUGGAGGCCUCUAUCAAGUCGGCAUGUUUCCCCAUUGGGGUGUAUGGUCUGAGUGGAAUGGGAAGUAUCGUGAUGUUGUACGACAGUUCAUCAAAGGUACCGAUGGGUUUUCCGGGGCUUUCGCUGAAUGUCUUUGUGGAAGCCCUAAUUUAUAUCAGGAAGGUGGAAGGAAACCUUGGAACAGUAUCAAUUUUGUAUGCGCUCAUGAUGGUUUUACUUUGGCUGAUUUGGUGACGUAUAAUACCAAGCACAAUUUGGCAAAUGGUGAAGAAAACAAAGAUGGGGAGAAUCAUAAUAAUAGUUGGAAUUGUGGUCAGGAGGGAGAAUUUGUCAGUACUUCUGUGAAGAAAUUGAGAAGACGACAAAUGAGAAAUUUCUUCCUCUCUCUCAUGGUUUCCCAAGGUGUUCCAAUGAUCUACAUGGGUGAUGAAUAUGGUCAUACAAAAGGGGGUAACAACAAUACGUAUUGCCAUGAUAAUUUUAUUAACUACUUCCGGUGGGAUAAAAUGGAGGAGUCUUCAUCAGAUUUCUUCAGAUUUUGCUGUCACAUGACCAAGUUCCGCCAUGAAUGCGAAUCACUUGGUUUAAACAACUUCCCAACAGCAGAGCGACUGCAAUGGCAUGGUCAUAUGCCCGGAGUGCCAGAUUGGUCUGAGUCGAACCGAUUUGUUGCAUUUACAUUGAUCGACUCUUUGAAGGGAGAAUUAUACAUCGCCUUUAAUGCUAGCCACGUCCCUGUCACCACUUCGUUACCCGAACGCCCAGGUUACAGGUGGGAGCCCUUGGUGGACACCGGCAAGCCAGCACCAUUCGACUUCCUCUCAGAUGAUCUCCCAGAGAAAGAUCUGGCUAUCAGGCAAUAUGCUCAUUUUCUUGAUAACAAUUUUUAUCCCAUGCUUAGUUAUUCCUCAAUUAUUCUUGUACUCUCUCCUGAUAGCAAUCCUUAA
Molecule: messenger RNA, 2382 nt
Organism: Fraxinus pennsylvanica
Lineage: Eukaryota; Viridiplantae; Streptophyta; Magnoliopsida; Lamiales; Oleaceae
Source: the annotation of a GenBank genome assembly